Messenger RNA from Trypanosoma brucei brucei TREU927, 1896 nucleotides. RefSeq lists its product as hypothetical. The coding region runs from base 1 to 1896 and encodes 631 amino acids. Gene Ontology annotation, cellular component: cytoplasm; nucleus; GID complex. Gene Ontology annotation, biological process: proteasome-mediated ubiquitin-dependent protein catabolic process. The record is from RefSeq and is a predicted model, not a curated record. NCBI's taxonomy places the organism in Eukaryota, Euglenozoa, Kinetoplastea, Trypanosomatida, Trypanosomatidae. Gene Ontology annotation, molecular function: ubiquitin-protein transferase activity. The transcript has a single exon.
AUGAAUUCUGCCUCACAGGAUAUCGCCGAUACUGUACGGCAGCUUCAGAAGUUGUCGCGUGAACUACAGCCUGUCAAAGCGGCGCUGGCGGCUAUCGCAAAACGUGAGAGGGCAACACCAAACGCCGCUACCGCCGCAGGAUCACUGGACAAAGUCGCCUCUCGCGUCCAAGAGGUAUCCCGUAAGUACAGUUCCUUCUUUAGUCGGGUCAAUUUCCUCCUGGACGCUGAGUUCCCUCGCCUACAAGCCAUUACACCACUGCUGGAGGUUUGCCGUGAUGGCGAGGACACUAGCGGGGAGGGCAACAGCGGGCAGGACCCGUUCCGGCUUGUCUGUUCACCAAUUGUCCCGCACAUUUUGAAUCGUACAAGUUACCACGUGGUUUGUGGUGUGAUUCGCCUGCACAUGGAAAUGGUUGAUUACCUUAUUGCAACAGAGCGGUAUCAGUUGGCCUGCCAUGUGGCUGACGCUUACGGGUUGCCGCUCUACCUGUUUCCGAGGCUUGCUGCACUUGUUUUACCGCCGCUUCCGCCCAUUCAAAACAACAGUGCCGGCUCUGAAGAAAGAGGAGGGGGAAGAGACUCCACCUCGCUCCCGGCGUCAGCACUCGUAUCCCCCUACCUCGGCCCAGUGUCAGCGAAAGCGACCUUGGGAUCAAACGAAACAGGGCCUCCACACGACAGCGUGCCGCCGGAACAUAUAGCUGUCAAGUGCAUUGAGGCAAAGCACUCUGUCAUGGAAGCGAUUGCAUACUGUGAAGGGAAACUGCUGCCCGCAUUGGAAAGUAUUGAGCCGGAGAGGCGGCCAAAAGAAAUGGAGGUGUUGUACGACCUUCUCCUGGACUUGCACGUUACACGGAUCCUGCAACUAUUUCAAGGAGGAACUACAGGGCAGGAGGCUAUCCACGUGUAUCUAGCAAACAAUAUCCUGCGAUGGGCAACACGCCGGCCAUAUUUCGUUCAGACUGUCAUCAACGCUCUCACACUACGAAGUGAGGCUGGCGCGACGGCAGUGCCACCUCAAAAGAGCGCCGUGCAGAACGGGAGGGAAAGAACGCCAAAUGGAAGAAGUGCAUGUCGAACCUCCCAAAAGGACGAAGAGGCGAUACGAUUGGUGGCGUGUAUGAUGUCAGUAGAGGGCUACCGGAAGUUGGCCGUUUUGUUCCACCGGGGAGCAAUUCUUGCAGGCUCGCAAAUCCUCUCCCUCGCUGAAACCCUCGAGCGCCGCAGGGCUUCAGCUGCCUCCCAAUCCCAAGCUGUUGGUAGCGACGCCUGCGCAAGUACCAUGGAGGGAUGCAAGUGUGAACUACCCGAUCUCGUCGUCCGUGCCGUGGCCGCAUCCAUCUUACUGAAGGACGAAUACUUUGAUCGCAUGGUAAUCAGCAGGCGCAGUGCCGCUGACGCCGAAAAUGGCGGGGGUGAGACGCGGGCAAUUCAAAUCCCACCAACUCAUCUGAACACACAGUCCGGGUCCGCGGCGUUUGAUGGAGCGGUCAUGGCAAUUGUGGAGGAAAUGUUGAGGUCAUUCUUCUGUAACAAGCAAAAUAGCGAGGCACAGCAAAGCGGUCGAGGCAAGUCCCUUGAUGGUGUGAACAGUUGCGUGCCUCUGAAUGCAUCAGAUCUGCUUCAGGUAGAGGAACGGUGGAGCAAUGACGUGAUCUUCAUUAGGCGUCCCACACGCUUUUACUGCUACAUAACGAAAGAGUGCUUCGAUGGCGGACGUGGUGGGAACUAUCCGCUUGCACUCCCUAAUGGUACAGUUGUGUCGAAACUCGCCAUCAUGCAGUACCACUCAAAAAAUGUCAGUCAAAGUGAUCACGCGCAACCAGUUGUGGUGUGUCCCCGAACGGGUGAAGAGUUCCCCAUAUCGGCAAUAAAGCGCAUCUUCGUUACCUGA